Molecule: messenger RNA, 1432 nt
Organism: Rhododendron vialii
Lineage: Eukaryota; Viridiplantae; Streptophyta; Magnoliopsida; Ericales; Ericaceae
Product: G-type lectin S-receptor-like serine/threonine-protein kinase At4g27290
Exons: 1
Coding region: 74-1387 (437 amino acids)
Biological process (GO): recognition of pollen
Source: RefSeq, a predicted model, not a curated record
ACGUUUUUGUCUUACUAAUUUAAAUAAGCAAAAACAUGAAACAUUUUCUGCUAAUCAGUAGAUCAUAUGAACCAUGGUCCUUCCCCUCAUUCUCCUCUCCUUCUUCACCUCUCCCUCCCUCUUCACCGAAUUCACCGCCGCGCUCGACGUGCUAUCUCCGCACCAGACACUUGCGGACGCUGCCGGCGGAAUGCUGGUUUCCGCGGAUGAAUCCUUCGAGUUAGGCUUCUUCUCUCCACCCAACUCUGGAAACCGUUACGUCGGAAUAUGGUUCAAGCAAGUCUCACUACAAACGCCCAUUUGGGUAGCAAACAAAGACAACCCAGUAACAGAUACGUCUGGUGUCCUCACAAUAAGCCCCACUGGCAACAUAAUCAUCACUUCCAACCAAACAAAUCUCAUUUGGUCCUCAAACUCAACAAUGUUAUCAGCCAGUCCUGUUUUGCAACUCCUAGACAUUGGAAACCUUGUUGUGGUCAAUAGCAAUACAGGGAGUUAUUUAUGGCAAAGCUUCGAUCACCCGUGCGAUACGUUAGUACCCGGUAUGAAACUGGGAUGGGAUAUUUCCAAAAACCAAGAGUGGUACUUAACGUCGGGGAAUAGUUUGCAAGAACCAUCCACAGGCGAUUAUACGUACAGGGUGGACCCUCGGGGCCUCCCCCAACUAGUACUUCGCCGAGGAUCAACGAUCUCUUACCGAAGUGGACCAUGGGACGGUGUUCGCUUCGGUGGAAGUCCUCCACUAACUCCAAUGAAAGAGAACACCGUCUUCAGUCCUAAUUUCGUAUACAACACAACUUUUGUCUACUACUCGUUUGUUAACAUUGAGGAUACUAUCAUUUCAAGGUUUGUGGUGAACCAAACAGGAUUACUUGAGCACCUCGCAUGGAAACAGGGGAGCGGCGAGUGGGUAGAUAUAGCAACACUGCAAGCGGAUUCAUGUGAUACGUAUGAUCUUUGUGGACCUUAUGCGAUUUGCAACAUAAACGAAAUACGAAUUUGUCAUUGCAUGGAUGGGUUUGUACCAAAAGUUCCAGUGGAGUGGAAUAGGUUGGAUUGGUCAGGUGGGUGUGUGGCAAAGACAGAGUUGAAUUGUACGGUGGCCGCGGGGUUUAGGAGGUUUUCCAGGCUGAAAUUGCCGGACACGUCCUACUUUUUGGUGAAUAGGACAGAGAUAAGUCGGGUGGAUUGCGAAGAGGCUUGUUUGAAGAAUUGUUCUUGUUUGGGAUUUGCUCAAACUGAUAUUAGUGGGUGUGUGGUUUGGUCUGGGGAGUUGCUUGAUAUGAGAGAGUAUCAUGAAGGCGGACAGGAUUUGUACGUUCGGCUGGCUGCUUCUGAGCUCAGUAAGUUCUUCACAAUGAGCAGUAUUACGGACACAGAUGUUUGAACGCAAAUUCCGACACACAGAUUUAUCUAGAUCUGUUUGAUGCAC